AGAAGAUACUAGCGGUCGAUUCAUUACUAUUCAGUGUAUGUCUGUUUCCAUUUGCAAUGCAACUGUAGACUGUAGCCCGAUACUGUUGCUACAUACAGUGAAUGGUUAUUGACAAGGUGCACGUCAAAAACGGGUGAAUGCUUAUCCUAGUACAAUUUAGAAUUUUAAUGGCUUGCAUGCUAUCGGUGCACCGCCACCGCACAGACGCUCUACGCUGAGCUGGUGUCGCAUUACUCCAGUCUCCAGCGGCUGGAGUGUACGUCCAGAUAAAGUGGUGAAACAGAAUGGAAUAAAAAAGGCCUCCUACAAGGCCAGGCGAUAGACUCGUCUCUAUCAGAAAUAGGGAUGCAGCAGGCAGAGGCUGCAGGAAAAUAUCUCAAAGACGUCAAGUUCACCAACGUGUUUGUCAGUGACAUGGCCCGUGCCCGCCAGACUUGCGAAGCAAUUGUAAAACACAACAGUAGUUGCUCUGGCCUAGAAAUUGUCACCGAUCCAUCACUUAAAGAGAGGAGUUUUGGGAGUGCCGAGGGGGGCUUGGUGGUGGACAUGAAGAACAUGGCUACAGCGGCUGGUCAAUCGUGGCUGGACUUCACUCCUCCAGGGGGAGAGACUAUAGAACAGAUGAAGACGCGGAUCAAAGAGUUUCUGGAGCACCUGUUCCAGCGCAUGGUGGCUGACCACUGCAGACCAGGACAGAGGGAGACAGGGAUGCCAGAGGGGGCUCUUGCAGGCAAGCCAGAUGAUGGGACCAGAGAUGUUCCUGCCCAUGCCCUGGUGGUCAGCCAUGGGGCCCUAAUACGUGUGGCCAUGCGCUACCUUGUGGACGAGCUAAAGUGUCCUUUACCCCAGGGGUUGGACAUGUCCCAUGUGAUCGCUCUCUGUCCCAACACGGGCAUAUGUCGGUUUAUCUUCACUGUGACAAAAAGGGAUGCGGGCAUCACCCUCUCAGCCAUCCGCUGUGUCUUCAUCAACAGGUGCGAGCACAUCUAAGAGGAGGUGUAGAGUAGAGGGGGUUGAAGGAAAUAAUCUCCUGGUUCACACCACACUAUAGGGCCGACUAGAACCGUACUGUGCUGUUCAGGAUAUCUUCUUUUCACAUUGUCCUUUCUAGCAUGGUUCCAGCAACUAUGGUAGAUAGGCAAAGUGGUACUGGGCUGGCCUGAUUCGCCUUGGCCUCUUGAGUGGGAGUCGGUCUGACUAAGAUAUACACAGACUCCAUAUCGGAAUCUGGUUGAGUUAUUUAAAAUAAUUUUAAGGCAUACACUACCGGUCAAAAGUUUCAUAACACCUACACAUUCAAGAGUUUUUCUUUCUUUUCUUUUUUACUAUUUCUACAUUGUAGAAUAAUAAUGAAGACAUCAAAAUUAUAAAAUAACACGUAUGGAAUCAUGUAGUAACCAAAAAAGUGUUAAACAUUUUAUAUUUGAAAUUCUUCAAAUAGCCACCCUUUGCCUUGAUGACAGCUUUGCACACGCUUGGCAUUCUCUCAUCCAGCUUCAUGAGGUAGUCACCUGGAAUGUAUUUCAAUUAACAGGUGUGCCUUCUUAAAAGUUCAUUUGUGGAAUUUCUUUCCUUCUUAAUGCGUUUGAGCCUAUCAGUUCUGUUGUGACAAGGUAGGGGUGGUAUACAGAAGAUAACCCUAUUUGGUAAAAGACCAAGUCCAUAUUAUGGCAAGAACAGCUCAAAUAAGCAAAGAGAAACGACAGUCUAUCAUUACUUUAAGACAUGAAGGUCAGUCAAUACGGAAAAUUUCACGAACUUUGAACGUUUCUUCAAGUGCAGUCGCAAAAAUCAUCAAGCGCUAUGAUGAAACUGUCUCAUGAGGACCGGUACAGGAAAGGAAGACCCAGAGUUACCUCUGCUGCAGAGGAUAAGUUCAUUACAGUUACCAGCCUCAGAAAAUGCAGCCCAAAUAAAUGCUUCAAAGAGUUCAAGUAACAGAUACAUCUCAAAAUCAACUGUUCAGAGGAGACUGUGUGAAUCAAGCUUUCAUUGCCAAAUUGCUGCAAAGAAACCACAACUAAAGGACACCAAUAAGAAGAAGAGACUUGCUUGGGCCAAGAAACACGAGCAAUGGACAUUAUACCAGUGGAAAUUUGUCCAAAUUGGAGAUUUUUGGUUACAACCGCCAUGUCUUUGUGAAACGCGGCGUGGGUGAACGGAAGAUCUCUAAAUGUGUAUAUCCCAUCGUAAAGCAUGGAGGAGGAGGUGUUAUGGUGUGGGGGUGCUUUGCUGGUGACAUUGUCUGUGAUUCAUUUAGAACUCAAGGCACACUUAAACAGCAUGGCUACCACAGCAUUCUGCAGCGAUACGCCAUCUCAUCUGGUUUGGGCUUAGUGGGACUAUCAUUUGUUUUUCAACAGGACAAUGACCCAACACACCUCCAGACUGUGUAAGGGCUAUUUACCAAGAAGGAGAGUGAUGGACUGCUGCAUCAGAUGACCUGGUCUCCACAAUCUCCCGACCACAAACAAAUUGAGAUGGUUUGGGAUGAGUCAGACCACAGAGUGAAGGAAAAGCAGCCAACAAGGGCUCAGCAUAUGUGGGAACUCCUUCAAGACUGUCGGAAAAGCAUUCCAGGGGAAGCUGGUUGAGAUAAGAGAGUGUGCAAAGCUGUCAUCAAGGCAAAGGGGGGCUAUUAGAAGAAUCUCAAAUAUAAAAUAUAUUUUGAUUUGUUUAAAACUUUUUUGGUUACUACAUUUUUUGUCUUCACUAUUAUUCUACAACGUAGAAAAUAGCAAAAAUAAAGAAAAACCCUUGAAUGAGUAGGUGUUCUAAAACUUUUGACCGGUAGUGUCUAUGUAUUUGUCUGAUAGUAUUUUAAUGUACAUUAUGCAACACAAUGAAGAUUGAGAAAAUAAACAAUCAUAUUUUGAAGCUUUCCCAUUCCAUCUCAUCACUGCGCCAUGCAUAACCAGCUGACAUGUUAAAAACCUACAUCACUGUCUUUGAAAUUCAAAUGUCAUAUUCAUUGACACCAUCUAUAUGUUCUCUAUGUUACUGGUAGUUUUAUUUGGUGAAUGAAAUGUGGAUGUUUGGCUUAUUCCACAAAUGUUCAAAUAAAAAAAUUGCUGAUAAGUAAAGAACACACUUUAAGAAAAAAUGUUUAUCCAGGCACAAUGCCUUUUCGUAUUACUUAAGCUUUUGGCUGGUUUAAUGUAUUUCUUUAUACAUCUUAUAACAUCACAUUUAACAUCACAUCUCCUUCUUGCAACUACUCACAUCAUGUUCUAUCUGUUGUUGUCAUGAAAAACAGAACUUCGUGCUCAUGAAAGGCUUUUUGGGAUUGACCACAGUUUUACCUCUUGGAAUCCAACCACCAUGUUAAUGAAUGAAUGCUGGGUAACACUUUAUAUUAAGUUGUCUAAACCUAUGUAGUAAUACUUUAAUUAUACCAGUAAUACAUAGUAGUCAGGAGAGUAUGAUAAUUGCAUUUUAAUUGUAUAGCAAUUGAGUUUUUGCCUUUACAAAAGAGGGAGAUGGACCGUUCUUCCUUCCACUGGCGUAAUAACUAAAACCACUCAACCCCAUUACUAUGCUAUUAGAAAACAGCAAUGUUGUGACUGUAGUAACUACAGCAUUACUACUAAUGUAAAGUGUUACCUAGAGCUGCAUUGAAAGCAGUGCUAACAAGGUGUGAUUAUGAACCUAGUGUGAAACAAUUAUUUCAAAUGCUAUGUACAUUAGUAAUAUUAUGUCAGAAUUUGUCAUAUUUAGAUCUGUUUCCGUUUACACUGAACAAAAAUAUAAAUGCAACAUGUAAAGUUUGGUACCAUGUUUCAUGAACUGAAAUAAAAGAUCCCAGAAAUUUCCAUAUGCACAAAAAGCAUAUUUAUGUCAAAUUUGUUUACAUCCCUGUUAGUGAGCAUUUCUUCUUUGCCAUGAUAAUCCAUCCACCUGACAGGUGUGGCAUAUCAAGAAGCUGAUUAAAUGCCAUGAUCAUUACACAGGUGCACCUUGUGGUGGGGACAAUAAAAGGCCACUCUAAAAUGUGCAGUUUUGUCACAGAUGUCUCAAGCUUUGAGAAAGCGUGCAAUUGGCAUGCUGACUGCAGGAAUGUCCACCAGAGCUGUUGCCAGAUAAUUUAAUGUUAAUUUCUCUACCAGCUGCCUCCAAUGUCAUUUUAGAGAAUUUGGCAGUACAUCCAAUAGGCUUCACAACCGCAGACCACGUGUAACCACACCAGCCCAGGUCCUCCACAUCUGAUUUAGUCACCUGCGGGAACGUCUGAGAUCAGCCACCCGGACUGCUGAUGAAACUGUGGGUUUGCACAACUAAACAAUUUCAGAAACCAUCUCAGGGAUGCUCAUCUGCUUGCGCGUCAUCCUCACCAGGGUCUUGACCUGACUGAAGUUAGGUGUUGUAACUGACUUCAGUGUACAAAUUCUCACCUUCGAUGGCCACUGGCAUGCUGGAGAAGUGUGCUCUUCAGGAAUGAAUCCCGGUUCAACUGUACCAGGCAGAUGGCAGGCAGCGUGUAUGGUGUCGCGUGGGUGUGUGGUUUGCUGAUGUCAAUGUUGUGAACAGAGUGCCCCAUGGUGGCGGUGGGGUUAUGGUAUGGGCAGGAAUAAGCUACUGAAAACAAACACAAUUGCAUUUUAUCAAUGGCAAUUUGAAUGCACAGAGAUACCGUGACGAGAUCGAGGCCCAUUGUCGUGCCAUCCAUCCGCUGCCAGCACCUCAUGUUUCAGCACAAGCAUUUCGCUACACCCACAAUAUCAUCUGCUAAACAUGUGUAUGUGACAAAUAAAAUGUGAUUUAAUUAUGCAGCAACUUCACACAGCCAUUGAAGAGGAGUGGGACAACAUUCCACAGGCCACAAUCAACAGCCUGAUCAACUCUGUGUGAAGGAGAUGUUGCGCUGCAUGAGGCAAAUGGUGGUCACACCAGAUACUGACUGGUUUUCUGAUCCACACCACUACCUUUUUUAAAGGUAUCUGUGACCAGAUGCACAUUUGUAUUCACAGUCAUGUGAAAUCCAUAGAUUAAGGCCUAAUUUAUUUAUUUAAAUUGACCGAUUUACUUAUAUGAACCAUAACUCUUUUGUAUGGUUCUCUUUUGUUAUUAAAUUGUUGCAUGUUGUUUAUAUUUUUGUUCAGUGUAUAUAUUUUAUGAUAAGACAAUAAGCAUCCAUAUAAAACAUUACACAUUAUAAAUAACAAUAUGUGAAUACAUUUGAAUAAAUACAUAUUAUAUUG
Salvelinus fontinalis (brook trout) is the source of this 5198-nucleotide messenger RNA. Its product is annotated as probable fructose-2,6-bisphosphatase TIGAR A. The record is from RefSeq and is a predicted model, not a curated record. Gene Ontology annotation, biological process: fructose 2,6-bisphosphate metabolic process; fructose 1,6-bisphosphate metabolic process; negative regulation of glycolytic process. Gene Ontology annotation, cellular component: cytosol. Bases 346 to 990 code for a protein of 214 amino acids. The transcript is spliced from 6 exons. NCBI's taxonomy places the organism in Eukaryota, Metazoa, Chordata, Actinopteri, Salmoniformes, Salmonidae. Gene Ontology annotation, molecular function: fructose-2,6-bisphosphate 2-phosphatase activity.